AAACCGACUUCGACCUAGGCUAGCCUGUGUGUAUAAUCUAAUACUCUGUUAUGUACAAUACACUGAUGUUGGUUAAAGAAACCAACUUACAGAAAAUGCUGUCACUGUCAUGUACAUUUAUGAUAUAAUCAGAAUGGUUAACACAUCUGCUCUGUGGUUUGUGGUGGUCGCCGCAAUGUGGGGAGGCACCAAUCCUCUAAUCAAGAGGGGAAGCAAGGGUGUGGAAAAUGUCAAAGAACAUAACAGGAUUCAACAGUUUUUAUCUGAACUAAAAUUUCUCUUCUUUAACUGGAAGUAUUUGAUUCCGUUCAGUAUCAACCAAGGAGGAUCUGUGGUAUACUAUCUAACACUAGCCACUGCAGAUUUAUCUUUGGCAGUUCCCAUCACAAAUUCCUUGACAUUUAUAUUCACAUCCAUUUCGGGGACAUUAUUGGGGGAGAAGCCUCCAUCAUUUGAAACCUGUGUGGGGAUGGCCUUAGUGGUGUGUGGGGUAUCACUUUGUGUGUUUGACAAAGUAUGAUUGAAGGAAGAUCAGAUCACCUGAUGUCCAACUCUUCAUCAGAAAAUGUGCAGUGACACAAACAGGAGUUCUGCCUGUUUACUGUCAACACCAAUGAGAGUGCCAUGCUCUGAAUCUCUGCAACAUCAGUUUGUCAUGUGACAGAAGACAGUGGCAAUAUGGACAAACUUGGAUCACAUGUUGAAAUGUACUACAAGUUUGAUUCCAUUUGUAUUUAGAAGCAUAUGUUGUUACUAGAAACACAUCUUCCAACCUGUGUAGUAAUUGGAACCAAGCUGAUGCUAUUGCCUCUUUAACAUUGUCUCAUAGGCAAAGGACAGUGACCAGUCAUAUGUAAGACAAAACAUCAAUAAUAUGGCAAUUAAUAUAUUCAACUUGAUGCAAUACGUAUAAUUACUGGCUUAAGAAAAGGAACUAGUCAUUCAGUAUUAUAUUAUGAAACUGGUAUUGUACCUCUCAUUGCUAGAAGACAUCUACAUCAAAAUAUUACUUUUUAUGAUAUUUUUAACAAUAACUGUCCGCAUCAUAUCACUGACUUACUACGACCUUUUAUUAACACCAAUGAUGUCUAUAAUUUUCGCCAUGCUAGAUUGUUUAAUAUUCCUGCCUUGAGAACUCAACUAUACAGCAAUAGUUUGUUUCCGUCCUUGAUGUCUGAAUGGAACAGUCCAUCCUGUCGGUUUCCCUCUAUGUCUUCCGUACGUGAAAUAAAAAAGGAAUGCUUACAAGCUGGUAUUACAGAUAAUUUCCCACUGUGUUCUGAAACAUUUAAAUAUUCUGGCGGAAGAAAAAUCAAUAUUAUAAUGUGUCGGUUAAGAAAUUCCGCUAGUAAUCUAAACUCUGAUUUAUUUUAUUCUCACUUAUGUGAUAGUCCUGCCUGCCAGUGUGGUUUUCCGAUUGAAGAUUCCUAUCACUAUUUUCUUUAUUGUCCUCUCUAUACUAAUCAAAGAAUUCGCUUAAGUAACUCCAUUGCUGUAUUAGAUGUUAACAUUCCUCUUUCUAUUGAAACUUUCCUCUAUGGAUAUAAUAGUCAUGUUUUUAAUUCAAAUGAUAUGUUAUUGAAGAUCGUAAAGGAAUACAUUAGAGAUACCAAACACUUUAUAUAAGAUAUUAAUAACUAAUUAUAAUUAAUUGAGUUGAUUUUAGAUUUAUUAAUUAAGAUGUGAAAAAUUAUUAAUCUAAGAGGCAUUUUGACAUGUCUAACAUACGCUUCGUGAUUUAUUUAUAUUCAACUUGCGAGACUCUCCGAAAUUGUCUGUUUAAUCACUAUUAUCUUUGCUUUACUACAUAUAUUUUCUAGUUGUGGAUUUUAUGUAUUGUACUGUUAUCAAUGUAAUUAUCGGGAGAGGGCUAAUAUAGGCAUUGCCUGUUGCCCAAUUCCCUUUGAAUUAACAUCUUCAAUAAAAUAUUCUGAAAUGAAAUGAAA
Molecule: messenger RNA, 1946 nt
Organism: Pecten maximus
Lineage: Eukaryota; Metazoa; Mollusca; Bivalvia; Pectinida; Pectinidae
Product: transmembrane protein 234-like
Exons: 6
Coding region: 110-520 (136 amino acids)
Source: RefSeq, a predicted model, not a curated record